AAGAGUAUCAAAACAACAAAGUGUGUUAGCCUAAGUCGCUGUAGAAUAAUUUGCACUUGAGAAAAACAAGUCCUUCAGUGAAAAGGAAACGUCAAAGAGAAUGUCACAAUCAAAUAGAAGAAAAAUUUGAUAUUUUGACACAUUACCCGUAGAAAUGGGAACGAAUGCGUCUCACUUUAGGCCCACGGAAGAAUUUUCACUCAUCAAUCGCGCAGCUGUGCCGCGUUUGUCAGGCAGAUCACAUCGUUCCUUACCGAUAGAAAAUCGUCAUGGUCAUUUGUUUGAUGUUGUUAUUCAGCUAAAACAUGAAGACAAGGACAUAUAUUCGUGUUUCUUUCCAAGUGAUGACGAUAGCGUCCUUUUAACUGCGUCCAAAGUAGAACAAACGACUUUUUUCCGCCAUAAUCGCGAAUUUUCAUCGAUAAGAUUAUGGGACCUGAAUCAGAAACAAAUCAACACUGGAUUUUUGGCUGACUUCCCUCGCUCCUUUAGGUCGUGCGAUUUUUCGCCUGAUGGCCAAUUGGUGGUUUGUAUUUUUAGCGAAGACUCUCUUGCGCUAGUGCGAAUGAGAUCCUGGAAAACUACCAGCGCUGAAGUUGUCCACAUGCGAAGAUUUUGGCGAAAGAGACGAGGAGUAUUAAUGUGUUGUUCGUUCUCCCCUGAUGGUCGAUCGCUUGUCGUAGCAUCUAAAUUGACAGGUGAUUUAAAUCAUAUCUGUAUUAUCGACAUUGCCAGCAAGAAGAUGGUCAGAAAAAUGAAAUCCGCAACAAACUCAAGCUCAAAAAUUCGCGGGCACCCGCGAUCAUGUGUAUUUUCUCCUGAUGGUUUGUUCUUAGCUGUAUCGUGCACUUCUGGACAGCUAAUUGUUUUCGACACUCAAGACUUUCACAUCCACAGUAGUCUAGACUUGGAUACUUCCACAUCGUCCACGUGUUUGUGCCUUCCAUUCCGUCACUCAAGUCGUCGCACGCUCAGUUCUCACUUACAGUGUUGGUAUUUGUUUGAUCCUCGCUAUGGACAUAAGUAUUUGACAUCAUGUCUUGAAGAUGGCACCAUUCAAACAUGGUCACUUUCUGCAGAUGAACCUGGUCUUACAUGCAUUCAACUUGCUUAUGCAUUGCAGACUCCAUGGCAGAAAAUAAGAUCUUCUGCCUUUUCCCCUGAUGGUACAAUGUUAGCAGUUGGUACUUCAGAUUCUAAGGUCUUGGCACUGAACUCAGAAAGUUUAAGUGUAUUGUUUGUCCUCAAUGCUCAUCUUCAACCAGAUGGUUUAAGAACAUGGUAUCAAAACACGGAAGUGUCUUGCCUGGCCUUUACGAGAACUUGCCAGCAGGUUGCUGCUGGUUACAAAGAUGGGCGUGUUAGGGUUUGGCAAUUGCCAUUAAUUUUAAAUCUUCAGCACAUGUGUAGAUUGGUUGUCAUAAAUCAUGUUCCCGCCCAAGAGAUUCCAGAGUUACCUCUUCCAGCACAUUUAAUCAGAUAUCUUCUGUUCUCCCCCCUGAAGCAAUUGUGAUUCAUGGAUUUUUGCAGAAGGGUACUCAUUGAAGUUAGCUUAAUUGAAACAGACAGGAAAAAAAUUGUGGCUACAUGUAUGUCAGUUCUACAUGGUGAACCUUUAAACAAUUUUUUAAGCUAAAUUGUUAUUUAUGAAAGUUUGAUUUUCUCUCUUUUUAUUCACAUUAUUAUUCAAUUUACCUUUGGACUAGUGUUGUAACUUUUAUUGAUGUUGAUAUUUAAGGCCAUCCCCCUUGGCUUGUCCAGUAACUGUCUUCAGUGUUAAUUGAUCUGUUUGGUUGAUUGGUUGUGAUCGAAAAGUAGUCUAUAUUGAAAAAAUUUUGCAGUGAGAUGUGCAAGCAUAAAGACUUCACCAUAAGCUUAGUGAACAGAAGAUUACAGAAAGAUGAAUCAUUAAUUGAGGGGGUUGUUGUUGUAUUGAUCCUUUAAACCCUGAGGGUGACCAGAAUCUAAUUUCUCCUUACAGAUCAUGUAAAUAAAGGAAAUGAUUGCCAACCUGAGGGGCUUUGAUUGUUAACUCUUUCACUCCCAAUAUCUCAUUAGAAAUUCUUCUCACUCUGACAUACAAUCCCUAUGAAGUCAGUGAGGAGAAUUUGGAUUUGGAUAAACUUAUAAUCCCCUUAUUUAUAUUUUUCUAUUCUCAUUACUUGUCUGCUUGAUAUCAUAUUAAUGUUGUUGUAUGAAGAAAUUCUGUCUUGGUCACUCAUGGGAGUUUAAGGGUUUUAAUAAGUUCUCCUCAGCAGUACCAAAGGGAAAGUUUAGAGAACAGCAUAGACCACUUUCAUAAAUGGCUGCCAGAUUAUUAUUCUUUUGUUUAAAUUUAAAUUAGCCCUUCUGGCCUU
Messenger RNA from Stylophora pistillata, 2357 nucleotides. Its product is annotated as apoptotic protease-activating factor 1-like. Gene Ontology annotation, molecular function: protein binding. The record is from RefSeq and is a predicted model, not a curated record. Lineage: Eukaryota; Metazoa; Cnidaria; Anthozoa; Scleractinia; Pocilloporidae. Gene Ontology annotation, biological process: intracellular signal transduction; protein polyubiquitination.